ACACAGAGCUGCAAACUUCCAUCAACUACGAAAGGUUAUCCUCUACUUGGAACAACGUUUGAACCAAACCGUUGACAUGAAGUUUGGGUUGCUGGUGGUAUUGGCGGUGGCCGUUCUGGUGCCCAGCCUGUCCGAGGGCCGGAUCGUCUCCAGAUGCGAGCUGAGAGAAAAGCUCGGGCACGCGAUCACGCUGCCCCCACGUCUUAAAAAGUUCAAGCAACAAUACCUGGCAAUAGUUAUCUGUGAGGUGAACAGCCGGUCCCAUCUCAACACCGGCCUGGUCAAGGUGUUCGGCAAACGCAGAACUACAACCACAGCCACGCCAACGACUCCGGUCACAACACAACCAAAUACCACCCAAACAACUACCACCCAAUCAACAACUAGAAAACCGACAACCACCCAACCGACUACCACUGCUCCAACGACCACUCAACCAAUCCCAACAGGUGCCACAAAAGCAACCCUAGGCACAAACGGAACCAGAGCUUGCAUCCACAGAAGAAAGCGCGAGGCAAUCAGCGAGGAGUCUGACUCGGCAGAGAUGGACUCGGGGCUGGAGGAACUGCUGAACUGGCGCAACGAGACGGCAGAUGAAGACGAGUCUGAGGAAGACGAGGCUGAGGAAGCUGGGGAACGUAAGAAGCGAUCCAGUGAGGAGACCAAGCAGUCGUCUCUCGGCCUUUACGGGAUCUUCCAGCUGUCUGAUGAGACCUUCUGUAAUUCCGGUUAUCGCUCCUCCAAAAACAAGUGCAACACAUCCUGCAAUGCCUUCAUUGAUGACAAAAUUACGGACGACAUUAAUUGCUUUGUGAAGACUGAUCAGUGGAGGUAUAGUUUGUCUUCCGCCUCGAGCGAGUGCAAAUAUAACACCAAGCACUUCUUCGACAAAUGUUAAAAAGAAGCUGACACGUUCUCCACCUGCUACUGAAGCUCACACCAACAAUCAUUUCUUCUACCUUCAAUGUGACCUUUGACCCUCAUGGUUUCAUCUCAAACAUUGUGGAGCAUGUCACAGUUUUUCAUUUUAAUUAACCAGUGAGAUUUCUUUAAUAAAGUUAUUUUGUUUCA
Molecule: messenger RNA, 1071 nt
Organism: Perca fluviatilis (European perch)
Lineage: Eukaryota; Metazoa; Chordata; Actinopteri; Perciformes; Percidae
Exons: 5
Coding region: 77-898 (273 amino acids)
Source: RefSeq, a predicted model, not a curated record